AUGUCGCGCUCUGCAAUCUAUUGCUUAGAGUAUUAAUAGUAUCCGUCGCCGUCUGUCUGGCCGGAGCUUGGGACUCGAGAAUUCGAAACAUGGCAGCGUGUGGGUGCUAAUAAAACGCAUGGUCGCCACAGACCGAAUGUUCCAUAAGUUGAGCUCAAUUCAAAUGACUUCCCCCACAACGCUAUCCGCCCCCUCACCGUGUGAUUGUAUCAGAGAGGCAAAUCACAGCCAAGGGCUAUAAUAUAUGCAGUCCCAACCUCGAACUGAUUUCGAACGUACUGAUAGCUGUCGAACAGCACAAGCAAGAGUACACCUGUCCACCGGGCCCUGAGCGAUAUCACGUGUGUGUAUGUUGCGGAACAUUAUUUUUCCUGCCAGACCGAAGUUAGUUCUGCUUCAAAUUCUCCAAAGCAUAUUUCAAUCCUAAUCAUUCGCAACCAACCUUCAAGUCCUACAGCUGGCUUCGAAUUGAGCUUUCCUUCUUACUAUCGUUUUUUGUGUUACUGUGUAUAGAAGCGCCAGGCACAAAUGGUUCAUCUGACAUACAUAUUCGUUGCGAACCAUACAUAUUCAUCGCAACUCCUUAAGACCCACGCCUCGCGACCAUCGCAACACGGCUGAGCCGGGAGCGAUAGAGAAGAGAUCGACUUUUUCAUAGAAUACUACUACUAAUUACCAUUAAUAUGGGUGUUCCAGCACUUUUCCGGUGGCUAUCCUCGAAAUACCCCAAAAUCAUAUCCCCCGUCGUGGAGGAAAUCCCGCAGGAAAUUGAUGGCGAAGAGGUCCCUGUAGAUACAACGAAGCCAAAUCCAAAUGGCGAGGAAAUGGACAAUCUAUACUUGGACAUGAAUGGAAUUGUCCAUCCAUGUACACAUCCUGAGGGCAAACCCCCUCCUGAAACCGAGGAAGAUAUGAUGCUGGAGAUCUUCAAAUAUACCGAUCGAGUUGUGAACAUGGUCAGGCCCAGGAAACUAUUGAUGAUUGCUGUUGGUAUGUCGCUGACACGCAUGGAAAUGAGAUAUCUCCCUUCGGACCAAUACAUUAUCUCAUAAUAAUGAUCUGUUGUCACGGAGGGGGACGGUGUUGCUCCACGUGCGAAAAUGAACCAGCAACGUUCUCGUCGAUUCCGCUCUGCUCAAGAAGCGAAGGAAGCUGAUGAAAAGAAAGAGGAGUUCGCCAAGUUACUGAGGAAACAAAAUGGAAACAAAGGCGGCGAAGGGCUAGUGGAGGAAGUCAUUACGAAGACGUGGGACUCGAACGUAAUUACUCCUGGAACACCUUUUAUGGACAUUCUUGCUGCAGCUUUACGAUACUGGGUAGCAUAUAAACUCAACACGGACCCAGCAUGGGAGAAGCUGAAAAUCAUCAUCUCAGAUGCCACGGUUCCUGGUGAGGGUGAACACAAGAUUAUGGAAUUCAUUAGAUCGCAAAGGUCCUGCACUGAGCAUGACCCAAAUACUCGCCAUGUUAUAUACGGUCUUGACGCUGACUUGAUUAUGUUGGGGCUUGCAACGCAUGAACCUCACUUUCGAGUUCUUAGAGAGGAUGUCUUUUUCCAAGAAUCUAAAGGCAGAACUUGCCACUUGUGUGGGCAACCCGGCCAUAUAGCCGAAGCAUGUAAAGGUCUUGCGAAAGAAAAAAAUGGAGAAUUUGAUGAAAAAGGGAAAGGUAGUCCACUCAAACCAUUUAUUUGGCUCCACGUCUCUGUCCUUCGGGAAUACCUUGCUGUCGAGAUGCAUGUUCCGCAACAGCCUUUCCCUUUCGAUUUAGAGAGAGCUCUAGAUGACUGGGUAUUCAUGUGUUUUUUCGUGGGAAAUGAUUUCUUGCCUCAUCUACCGUCAUUAGACAUCAGAGAAAAUGGCAUCGAUACUCUAAUUGCAAUAUGGCGUGACAAUAUACCCGUCAUGGGUGGUUAUUUAACAAAAGAUGGGCAUGUUGAUUUAGACAGGGCGCAACUUAUCUUGCAGGGGUUGGCGAAGCAGGAGGAUGCCAUCUUCCGUCGUCGUCGCCAAACCGAAGAAAGGAAAAAUGCAAACGCCAAAAGGAGGAAGGAGGAAGAAAGAUUCCGAGAGGAAGAGCGCUCGCGCAAAAAGCGCAGAAGUUCUCCCAGUUAUGGAUCUAUGGAAAACGAGCCUGUUCCUCCUCCUCUCAUUGUUCCUGGAAAGGGGCAUAUUUCUAGGGCUGAUAGGGAACUUACCCACGCCAUGGUUGUGAACCGAGGGGCUGUUUACAAGGCAAAUAUGGCCAAUAAAAGUGCCGCUGCUGUUCUCAAGAGUCAACUGGUCAAAGGUAGCGGUGACGCAGCUACCCCCGAUGUUGAAGAUUCCGCAGAUGGUAGAGCCAAAAAUACUUCACCGUUAUCCCUAGGCAAGAGAAAGGCGGACGCUCUAGAAACCGAGACCGAGUCCGAAACACCCAAAAAGCCACAGGAUAACGAUGAACUACCUCCAGACACGGUUCGGCUAUGGGAAGAUGGGUACGCUGAUCGGUAUUACGAACAGAAAUUUCGCGUUGACCCGAAAGAUACUGAAUUCCGUCAUAAAGUAGCUCGAGCCUACGUUGAAGGCCUUGCAUGGGUGCUGCUCUACUAUUUCCAGGGGUGCCCUUCAUGGACCUGGUAUUACCCGUAUCAUUACGCGCCUUUUGCUGCAGAUUUCGUUGACCUAGGUAAAAUGAACAUUGAGUUUAGUAGGGGCGCGCCAUUCAAGCCUUUCGAACAAUUGAUGGGUGUCUUGCCAGCUGCAUCCAACCAUGCAAUUCCAGAAGUAUUCCACGACCUCAUGUCGGACCCGGAGAGCGAGAUCAUUGAUUUUUACCCCGAAGAAUUUCCAAUAGAUCUUAAUGGCAAGAAAUUUGCAUGGCAAGGCGUCGCGCUCUUGCCGUUCAUUGAUGAGAAACGUCUGCUACUUGCGAUGGAGAAAAGAUAUCCUCUUUUAUCCAGUGAAGAACACGCGCGAAACACAAUGGGACGGGAGGUGCUUUUCCUAUCGGAUCGACACCCGUUAUACGACAAUCUAACUGCGAACUUCUAUUCCAAGAAGCAAGGAACGCCGAUUUUGAAGCUGAACAUGCGAGUGAGCGAAGGGCUAGGCGGCAAGGUGGAACGCAACGAUGCGUACGUUCCACAUAGUUCGCUAGUGCCACCUUUCGAUAAAGUGGAUCUCCCCACGCUCGACGAGGACCAUUCCAUAAGUGUUAUCUACGAUAUGCCCAAGUCUAUGUACACUCACAAAUCAAUGCUUCUGAGAGGCGUGAAACCUGACCCCCCUGUACUCGACAAAUCCGAUAUCGAAAUCACCAGAAACAAAGCACAACGUUCAGGGCGCUCGUUUGGAGGAGUUCCCUUCGGCAAUAACAGAGGCAGAGGUGGUCGAAUGUCAUACGCCAGUGACCGGCCCAGCAACGAUCGACCUAAUCCAUUCGCAGCUCAUAUCAACCCCAACUUCGUGCCACCACCAAUACCUCCCCCACACAUGGGUGGACCUCCAGCAGGAUGGGCCCCUCCUCCGCCCGGGAUGACAGGCAGCUCCUAUGGUACUCCCAGGUUUGAUAAACCCCAACAAGGUCCUCCCUAUCAACAGCAGGGCAGUCGCGGUUAUUCACAUCAAUCUAGCCAACGUGGUCAGUACUCUCAAUCAUAUAGCCAACCGAGGGAGUACGGCCAGGGUAGACAAGAUGUUCAAUCGCAACAGUACGGGCAAAGGGGAGGAGGGGGGUAUGGGCAACACUCUGGGGGCAACGGUAGCUCUGGCGGCGGUGGCGGUGGUCGAGGCAGAGGUGGCGGGCCCUACAGGGGUGGGGGCCGUGGACAUUAUCAAGGCCAGAAUGGAUAUAAUAACCGCAAUGAUGGGUAUGGGCGGUAUUGAUUGUGAUUAUGUUGAAUGAUUUUGUUGUACGGCUACAUGUACAGUACAAGUAACGUUAAUAAUACGUUAUGCAAUUUCAGGGAGUUCCUAAUUGUCAAUUUAGGAAGCACUAAAAAAAGAUUUUUAAUAGAAUUACAGCGCACAAGAUUUAUGCAAAUAUAUAAAUUGACCUAUACGGAA
Messenger RNA from Blastomyces dermatitidis ER-3, 4046 nucleotides. RefSeq names its product 5'-3' exoribonuclease 2, variant. Gene Ontology annotation, biological process: nuclear-transcribed mRNA catabolic process. The transcript is spliced from 5 exons. Gene Ontology annotation, molecular function: RNA binding; zinc ion binding; 5'-3' RNA exonuclease activity. Lineage: Eukaryota; Fungi; Ascomycota; Eurotiomycetes; Onygenales; Ajellomycetaceae. Gene Ontology annotation, cellular component: nucleus. The record is from RefSeq and is a predicted model, not a curated record. Bases 1101 to 3866 code for a protein of 921 amino acids.